Molecule: messenger RNA, 1338 nt
Organism: Pseudozyma flocculosa PF-1
Lineage: Eukaryota; Fungi; Basidiomycota; Ustilaginomycetes; Ustilaginales; Ustilaginaceae
Exons: 4
Coding region: 1-1338 (445 amino acids)
Biological process (GO): purine nucleotide biosynthetic process; ribonucleoside monophosphate biosynthetic process; 5-phosphoribose 1-diphosphate biosynthetic process
Cellular component (GO): cytoplasm; ribose phosphate diphosphokinase complex
Molecular function (GO): ribose phosphate diphosphokinase activity; magnesium ion binding
Source: RefSeq, a predicted model, not a curated record
AUGUCGCUCAACGGCGGUGGAGGUAUCAAGGUCUUUUCGGGGACCAGCCAUCCCGAGCUCGCACAGCUCGUGGCAAAGAGGCUGGGACAGCCGCUGGGCAAGGCCACCGUCACUCGCAACGACUCGGGAGAGUCAAUCGUGCGCAUCGCAGAGUCGGUCCGCGAGCACGAUGUCUACAUCAUCAACACGUCGUGCGUCUCGCCCACCCCGACUGGCGUCGCAGCCUCGCCCAACACGGCCCUCAUGGAGCUCCUCAUCAUGAUCCACGCCUGCAAGACGGCGAGCGCCCGCAGGAUCACGGCCGUCAUCCCGCACUUCUUCUACGCCCGCCAGGACAAGAAGGACAAGAGCAGGGCCCCCAUCACCGCCAAGCUCAUCGCCAACAUGCUCGAAAAGGCCGGCUGCGACCACGUCAUCACCAUGGACCUGCACGCCUCGCAGAUCCAGGGCUUCUUUGACGUGCCCGUCGACAACCUCUACGCCGAGCCCGCGGCGCUCCAGUACAUCCGCGAGAUGGUCGACUGCAACAAGGCCGUCAUCGUCUCGCCAGACGCCGGAGGAGCCAAGCGCGCCACGUCGCUCGCCGACCGCCUCGAGCUCGACUUUGCCCUCUUCCACAAGGAGCGCAAGCGCGCCAACGAGGUCUCGCGCAUGGUCCUCGUCGGCAACGUCGAGGGCAAGACGGCCAUCCUGGUCGACGACAUGGCCGACACCUGCGGCACCCUCGAGCUCGCCGCGGCCCAGCUGAUCGAGUACGGCGCCGAGCGGGUGCUCGCCAUCGUCACCCACGGCAUCCUCAGCGGCCCGGCGCUCGAGAGGAUCGCAAAGAGCCGCCUCGAGAAGCUCAUCGUCACAAACACGCUGCCCCAGUCGAUGAACCGGGCAAAAUGCCCAAAGAUCGAGGAGAUCGACAUCUCCCAUGUCCUCGCAGAGACGAUUCGGCGAUCGCACUACGGCGAGUCGGUCUCGGUCCUCUUCAACCAGAUCCCCUAUGACACUACGCAACCCUACCGCCAUGGGCAAGACCUGCAGCUGGCCGCGGGGGAAGGCAGCAUGAGCCGGUCGGCGUCCGAGUCCAGACAGAGCCUCCAGGUCAGCGCGCCGCCAUCGCGGGGCAUCAGCCCGUCGAGCUCGACCCAGGCCUUUCCGCCAUCGCCCUACAACGACCCGGACCCGCCGGCGCCCUCCAACUACUUCCGUGACGCCGUCGGCGGCAGCGCCAGUACGCCCCUGGCGUCGUCGCAGCAAGCGGCGCGGGCCGACCAGACGCCCAAGGCCACGCCGGUGCUCGAGGAUGGCCAGACGCCGUGGAGCCCGUUGGGGAAAGGCGCCAUCUGA